Radiomyces spectabilis is the source of this 1867-nucleotide messenger RNA. RefSeq names its product transcription factor Opi1-domain-containing protein. Gene Ontology annotation, cellular component: endoplasmic reticulum; nucleus. Gene Ontology annotation, biological process: phospholipid biosynthetic process; regulation of transcription by RNA polymerase II; endoplasmic reticulum unfolded protein response. The record is from RefSeq and is a predicted model, not a curated record. The transcript has 5 exons. The coding region runs from base 147 to 1634 and encodes 495 amino acids. Gene Ontology annotation, molecular function: transcription corepressor activity. NCBI's taxonomy places the organism in Eukaryota, Fungi, Mucoromycota, Mucoromycetes, Mucorales, Radiomycetaceae.
ACCUCUUCUUUUUUUUUGGUUUCCCUUUUUCUUUUUCUUUGUAUUGAAAGAAGGAAUAUAUUUUUUGUUAUCUCCUCUUGACUCUAAUUCGUUCAUCGUACCACGUUCCCGAUCUUUGGCAUUUAGUGUGCUUUUUAUAACACGCAAUGACACAACCAUCGGCCAUGUCCAUUACUCAACUUUGCAGUUCGCCAGCUGCAGAUGGAAAAGACCAACCUUCGACGUUUAUACACGAAGACCCCGACGUCCAAAUGGCUGCAGAAGCAUUAGGCGAUAUGGCCAAAAGCGGUGGUGUACCCACAGCUAAACCGAAAUCCAUCCAGCUUCCUCCACUUUCUACGAAUCCGUCGGCACCGUCAACGACCCCUAGCUCACCUUUACCUACGCCUUCAUCGUCGGCUUCCAACCCUCGUUAUUCGUUUUCUAGUGAUUCUACACAGGAAGACGUUGAUCCACUGCGUCCAUCCUCAACUCAUAUGUCUCAUGCUCAUUCUCAGCAAUACCAUUUCAUGCAUCGCGUUUCCAAUAUUCCCCUUGUCAAUUCCGCCCUUCGUGCUUACGAGAGUUCCAAAGCGUCCAACAGUAUGGUGAAAUACGGAGCUGAAAUGGUAGAGUCCUUUGCCGCUCCCAUUUAUGACAAGUUUAGUCGGAGAGCGCUUUCCAACGAUGUCGAUGAUUGGGGAUGCAAGCAACUCGAUAAAUUGGAAGAAAAGUAUCCUAAAUAUGUCAGUGGCCGAGAAAAGGAGGAAGAUGAGGCCAAUAUUGCCGCUCACGCUUUGGCACGUACAUCGAUUUCCGAUAAUCAUGAUCGGGAUAGACUCAGGAAACGACGCAUUGAAGAUCGUGAAGAUACAUCAUUAAAAGCUCGAUCGAGACCGUGUUCACGUUCUACUUCGCCUCAUCGUCCAUAUACAAUUACCAAGCCCACCGCCACACGUCAUCAUCCCAGUAGUCGAUGGCAUCGUAUUGUUAUGCAUGCCGGAUCGGCGGCAGGUACCACUGCGGCGGUCGUGAGUGAAGAAAGUAUGAAAUGUCUAAGAUAUUGCCUUACUUGGCUCGAGUAUGCCACACAACAUAUUGAUCAACAAAUGAAUAUACUCCGAAGUUUUCUGGUGUCACUGGCCACCCAAUCUUCGUCGUCCUCUUCUUCUGAAGAAACGGCGGUGGCCAAGGAAACAUCGGCUGCAAGUACAUUGGCGUCGAUCAAGAAGGAGAUCAUUGACACGUUGCGUAAAGUGGUCGAUGUCGUGAGUAAAUAUGCCGGUUCCGGAUUGCCGGAACAUGCCAAAGCCAGUGUCCGAGGAUUUAUUCUAGCCUUGCCAGGGCGGUGGGCUACGUUGAAUUCAUCGACCACCGCUUCGCCCAUGAACUCCCCCCGCGUGCAUCCACAAGAUCCACGCACCCAUGAAACCUCGAUUAAAUUGCUCAACUUUGGUGGUGAAUCGAUUGAAAUGUUGCAAGCUGUGUCCUCGGUGUUUUCUGACACCAUUGAACGAGCUGAAUUAUGGUUGCAACGGUUGCGCGUCGUCGGUGUCACCGGCACGCCAAGAACCGAAGCCGAUCCUGUCCCCAUGGAAACCAUCAAUGAACAAUCAUCGUCAUCCAAGGAGCCGGAACCCAUGGACGUGAAAUGAUUAUAAAAAAACCAGUCGCUUUCUUUUCAUUUUUGUCCCUUUUGUAUUUCAGGCCUUUUUUUUUUUCUUUUCGAUACUCCUCCCUCUUUUUCUUGGUUUUUCCUUUCACCCCGAUUCUCCUUGGCAUACCGAUUUUAUCUUUAUAUUUUUUUUUCUCAUUCUCUCUUUUUGAUACCAGCCUUGUGUUAUUUUUUUUUUGUACAGUUCGUGAAAGAAAAAUGAAGAAAAAAAAA